Molecule: messenger RNA, 10518 nt
Organism: Panthera uncia (snow leopard)
Lineage: Eukaryota; Metazoa; Chordata; Mammalia; Carnivora; Felidae
Gene: PCNT
Product: pericentrin
Exons: 50
Coding region: 161-10069 (3302 amino acids)
Biological process (GO): signal transduction
Molecular function (GO): molecular adaptor activity
Source: RefSeq, a predicted model, not a curated record
ACGGCGCACACUCGGGGGCGGCGCCAGACCCACGUCUGCGUGACAGUUGUUGCGGGGGGAGGGCAGCCCAGACAAGGGGGAGGGAGUGUAAAUAGAGUGAAGGCGGCGGCCUGUUGACCCCGUCACCUCUUGGGCUCCGCGAGGAGCCUCCGGGAGGGAGAUGGAUGAAGAUGAGCAAGAGCAGCGGCGAAGAAAGGUGGAGGCCGGGAGAGCGAAGCUUGCUCACUUCCGACAGAGAAAAACAAAAGGUGACUGUGCGCAUCCGAAGAAAAAGACGGCGAAGAGGAAGGGCCCGGCUGUCGAUGCGCCUGUCCAGGAGGAGAGCCCGGUAGCCACCGAAGAUGGUGGACUCCUGGGAAGAGGGGACAUUUGCAAAAACACAUCGUGCAGCGACACCCCUGAUGGGGCAGGAGCAGCUCAGCUGGAGGACUCCGAUGGAGAGAGGACGGGGGCUUCGGCGCGGCCACAGCGGAACCCAGACGGCGACCAUCCGGAACCGCCUCGGGUCAUCACAGAGGCCCUGGCACCCACCAGUCAGCAUUCCGUCCCUGUGGAUUUGCCUGUUCUGGACAUUGCAUAUUCACAGAACCACACAGAACGUGAACAAGAACAUAUACUAGAAAUUGCAGAACGGAUGAGAAGACCGGAGGGUGAGGUUGGCACACAGCAGCCGGCGGAGAUGUGGCAGGUCCAGCUGCAGACCCAGCCGGUGCCCUCCCUGGAGCUGGAGGCGUUGCGCCUGAGUCUCAGCAACAUGCACACGGCGCAGCUGGAGCUGACGCAGGCCAACCUCCAGAAGGAGAAGGAGACGGCGCUGACGGAGCUGCGGGCCAUGCUCAACGGCCGGCACGCCCAGGAGCUGGCCCUGCUGCGGAGCAGACAGCAGCAGGAGCUGGGGCUUGUGCGGGAGCAGCACGCGAGGGAGCAGGAGGCGGCGGCGCUGCGGUACAGCCGCGAGACCGCUGAGCUGAAGGAGAAGUUACAGUCAGAAAUGGAGAAAAACGUGCGGAUGAUAGAGACCCUGAAGCAAGACUGGGAAUCCGAGAGAGGUUUAUGCCUGGAAAACCUACGCAGAGAAUUGUCUGCAAAGCAUCGAUUGGAGUUGGAGAAUUUACAAGACCAGUUUAAGAAAGAAUUGGCAGAACAGAAAGCUGAAUUGGAGAAGAUUUUUCAAGCCAAAAAUCAGGCUGAAAUUGCGCUGAGGACUCUGGAGGCUCAGCAUGACACAGACAUGAGGAAGCUGCGCGAAGACCUGCAGUCUGAGCGCUGCCGGCACUUAGAGGACCUGGAGCUGAGACUCCGCGACCAGGAGAUGGAAAAGCAGCGGGAGGUAGAGAGCCUCCGAGCAUCCUACGAAGAGCUGAAGGCUCAGUCACAAGAGGAAAUUCGGCGCCUGUGGUCCCAGCUGGAGUCCAUGAGGCCUGACAGACAGGACCUGACCGAGUUACCCGACCAGCUCCUGGCCCACGCGCCUCACGUGGAAGGACUGGGGCACCUAAAGCAAGACUUCCAGCAGCAGCAGCAGCAGCAGCGAGAGAAAACCGAGCAUGAGUCUGAGCUGGAGCAGUUGAGGAUUUAUUUUGAGCAGAAAUUAAAGGAUGCUGAGAAGAGUUACCAAGAAGACCUGAUUCUGUUACAGCAGCGGCUGCAGGAGGCGAAUGAAGAGUCUUUUCUGGAAUCUGUGGACAUCAGUGCGUUUUUAGAAGAGAGGUCUGAAAAACGAAGGAGAGAGCACGUUGAUGGACCCAGCCUUCAACCUGAGUUAGAAGCAGCCCACUGGCGCCAACUAGCAGCACUGAAGUCUUCCCUGGAAGGCCAGCAGGAGGUGGACCUCGCAGGGCCGCAGGUGAUGGAAGGGGAGCAGCAUGCAGGGUUCUCAGAAGGCCCUGAUGAAGAACUUGCUCGAGUGCCUCUCCUGUGUGCGCAGGACACAGCCUCGGAGGUAGAGACAGAGGUGGCAGCCAGAGUCUUGGGUUUAGAAGCUGAGCACAAGCUUAAACUCUCAUUUCUUCAGUCGGAGCUCAAGGAAGAAAUUGAUGUCUUAAAACUAGAAAAUAGAAAUUUACACGAGAGGUUGCGGCAUGAAAUCCGCCUGAAGGAGGACUUGGAGAGGGUAAAAUAUAACUUAGUUGAAGAUCACCAGGAGGAGCUGAAGAAAGCUAAGGAGAAGAUUCAACUAAUGAAGCAAGAAUUCAAAGAAAGAGAGGAGGAAUGGAAGGUGACAAGUGAGGGUCUAAAGAGAAAAGCUGAAGAGGAAGUGACGCUGAUGCUCCUUGACCUGAGGGAACAAGCUGAGUCUGAGAAACAGUUGAUAAUAAACAAGUUUGAGCUUCGAGAAAUCAAAAUGAGGCAACUUCAGGAUCAGCAGGCGGCCCAGAUCCUGGAACUGGAGGGGUCCCUGGUGGAGCAGCAGGGCCGUCUACGGCAGCUGGAGCUCGGGCUCGCUGGGGACGAGUUUCCGCAGUGCAGCCAGUGUGGCCGGGAGCCGGGUGGUGGUCUGGCUCCUGUGGACAAGGACUGGGAGCUUGCUACACUCCGCCUGAAGGAGGACUGUGCCCUCCAGCUGAUGCUGGCCCAGAACAGGUUUUUAGAAGAACGGAAAGAAAUCACAGAGAGAUUCACCGCGGAGCAGGAUGCCCUCCUUCGGGAGGCCCAGGAGAAGCAUGCCCGCGAGCUCCGACUCCUCCGGGAGAGACACCAGCAGCACGUUCUGUCCUUGACGGCGGAGCUGGAGGCCAGACACCGGGCUCAGGCGGAGGAGCUGCGGGCCUCCAUGGAGAGUGAGCACUGGGCUCUCUCAGAAGCCCGCGUGGCUGAACUGCGGACGAAGCACGCUGCCGCGGUCAGUGCUUUGGAGGCCAGUCACUCGUCACAUCUGGAUUCCCUGGAGUCACGUCACCGGUCUGAGAUGCAGGCCGUGAGGGAGGAGCACAGACGGGCUCUGGAGCAGCUGCGGGCACACCUCGCGGAGCAGCUGCAGGAGAAGGACGCGUCUCACCCUGCGGUGCUGACUCGGGAGCCAGAGGACGAGCUGAACCGUGGCCGGGACCUUCCGCCCGUAGAGGACGGCCUGAGGACGCCCGGGAGCACCAGCUGUUCUGAGGAUGGGAAAGCCCUAGCUCCCCACGAGCUUUGGGGAGCGCCACAGCAGAGCACCCUGAUUCCUGCGGAGGUUGAGGCCCAGGGCCCAGCUCUUCGGGCCGAGCUGCACGAAGAGGAGGAGAAGCGGCAGUUGUCAAAGAGCCAGUCCCAAGUGGUACUGGAGCAGCAGAUCCCACAGCCGAAGGGUGAAUUUGAAAGUGAAAAGGAAGUUGCUUUACAUGAACAAGAGAAGAUACAUAGACUGGAGUGCGAGCAAGUGCAGUCUCUGUACCAAAAAGAGAAAGAGACUUUGUUUCUGCAGCUUCAGGAGAAGAAUAACCAAAUUCUGCAGCUGGAAGACCAAAUUUUAUCCUUAAGACAUGAGGUAGAAGAGUGCCAUUCGGAACUGGAGAAGCUACAGCAAAGGCAUGAAAGGGAAAACCAGGAAGGCACGAAUCUCAUCUCGAUGCUGAAGUCUGACAUUGACCUGUCUGACCGUGAAAGGAGAGCUCUCCGAGACACUCUGCGGAGGCUGCUCGGGUUGUUCGGAGAGACGCUGAAGGCCGCCAUCACCCUGAAGAGCCGGAUCAGUGAGCGCGUGGGGCUGUGUCUGGAGGACGAGAGCCCGCGUGAAGUGCGGCCCAGUGGCCAGGCCCCAUCUGCAGUACCGGUGCUCGAGGAGACGUGGCCUGAAGCAGCCCUGCUGGAGCUGGACAGAACUCUGCCUGAAUGUGCAGAGGUGUCUUCAGAGGCUGAAAUCAGCAGUCACAUCUGUGAAAGCUUUUUCAUGAGCCCAGCAAAUUCACUAGAGUGUGAGCAGCCAGUUAGGAGGAUUUACCGGAGCCUUGGCCUGGCAGUGGACGGCCUCCUGGAGCUGGCUCUGGACUCCAGCAGGCAGCUGGAGGAAGCACGUCGGAUUCAUUCUCGUUUUGAGAAAGAAUUUAGCUGUAAGAACGAGGAAACAGCGCAGGUCGUUAGGAAGCACCAGGAGUUACUGGAGCGCCUGGACGAGGAGAACGCGGCCCGGACGCGGCUGACGCUGGAGCUGCACCAGGCGCGGGGUCUCAUCGAAGGGUUCAAGGUGGAGCAGGCCAGCUUGCAAGAGGCGCUGGGCCAGAAGGAGACAGCCGAGCAGGGCCUCGCCGUUGAGCUGGAGAGCCUGAGACGGCAGCUGGAGCGGGCGACCCAGCAGCAGGCAGAGCUGAGGGAGGAGAACUCCGUCCUGUGGACCCAAAAGGAGGCCUUGGCCGCAGAAGCAGGAGAGAGAGAAGAUGCUCUUCGUAGGGAGGUGGAGUGUCUAACCCAGGAGCAGCUGGAGGCCAGGAAGCAGUCUGAGAAAGACCGCGCAGUUCUGCUCUCGCAGAUGAAGGUGUUCGAGGCUGAGCUGGAGGAACAGCUCUCUCGGCAUGAAGCGUGUGCCAAGCAGGCUGAGGAGCUCUCGGCGCUGAGGCAGCAGAUGGCGGCUCUGGACAAGCAUCUGCGGAGCCAGCGCCAGUUCAUGGACGAGCAGGCUGUCGAGCGGGAACACGAGCGGGAGGAGUUUCAGCGGGAGAUCCAGAGGCUGGAGGAGCAGCUCCGACAGGCGGCCCGGCCACGGGGCCCAUGCGUCCGCGAUGAGCAGCUGGAUGAGGAGGUUGAAUUGCUACAAGAAAAGUUGAGAGAGAAAUCAGAUGGGUUUGAUGAACUGGUUAUAAAGAAAGAAUUGGCAGACAGACAAGUGUUAAUCCAGGAACAGGAAAUUCAACGUCUCCAGGAGACAAAUGCCAGCUGCCGAAGAGAAGCGACUGAACUGCGAGAAGAACUGGAGAAGCAGAGAAACACCGUGAAAGCGCUGCAGCAGGAUAAAGAGGCAUUACAGGAGCAGUGUGGAGUGGUGUCCACACUGCAGUCUAAACUCGAUGAGGGCAGUUGCCCCACACCUCCUGCAGGCACUUGUCCUGAGAGCCCAGAAGUCCAAUUAGAGGCAGUACAGACAGCGCUCCGGCAGCGGGAGAGUGAGGUUUUAGACUUGAAAGAACAGUUAGGAAAGAUUAAGGAUGACUUAGUCAGCAAGCGCGAUGAAGGGCCGCACCUGAACGUGAAGCCGGACACACAGAGCAGCCGUGCCUCCGUCAGCCUGCGAGAACUGCAAGAGGAGAAUGCUCGCUUGAAGGCAUUUCUGCAGAACAAAGAAAAGGAGAUCAUGUGUGUGAGCGAGCAGCUCGAGGCUCAGCUGGCCGGGAUGGGAAGGGGCGCGCUCAGUGAGGUUCCCUGUGACAGAAACUCAGAGAUCGAGGAGCUUAGGUCCGUCAUCGAGAAUCUGCGAGAGAACCAGCAGCGACUGCAGAAAGACAAGGCAGAGGAGAUGGAGCAGCUCCAUGAAGUCAUCGAGAGGCUGCAGAGGGAGCUCUCCCUCGGCGGCCCUGCGCCACUCGGGGCCCAGGUCAGCGAGCUGCCCGGCGACCCUGCGGCCAGCCCCGAGACGCUGGUGGCGACGGGGCCCGCGGGCCGGCUGCUCUCGGAGCAGGAGCGCCGGCACGGCCAGGCCCUGGAGGCCCUGCAGCGGCGCCUGCAGGCCGCUGAGGAGGCCGCCGCGCGGAAGCUGGCCGAGCUGGAGCACAGCGCAGCCCUCAGGGAGGCUGAGGUCCAGGGCAUGGCCUCCCAGAUCCGAGCCUUUGAAGCUGCCCUAAAAGCAAAGGAAGCGAAGAUUGCAGAAAGGGAUUUAGAAAUCGAUGCUCUGAAGCAGCAGAAACUGGCCCACUCCGCCGAGCUGGAGACCAUCCUGUCCGCCUUCGCCCGCUUCCGCCGUUCCCUGGAACAGCAGCCCCUGACCGCUGAGGAUGAGCCCCCAGAGCUUCAGCGGCUCCGAGCGCAGUGCGUCCGCCUCAGCCGCCAGCUCCAGGUGCUGAACCAACGGUUCCUGAGGUGCCAGAAGGAGCUGGACAAGCAGCAGGCGCGAGGGGCCCACCCGCACCCUCGUGCAGAGGGCAGCUCCCAGGGACGAGGCCCCGGGGGCGAAGAGGCCUCUGAUGACAAAGCGUCAGGGCAGGACGUGGGCACAGCCCCUAACAGCCGUGUCGGAGACCCACAGAGUGCAGUUAACGGUGAUCUGCAGCCUGCCAAAGCCCCGGUGACGCCAGACCACCCAGGUCCACACAGACAAGACCGCGUGAUGUCUGUGCUCGCGGCCUGCCAGAAGCAGCUGGAGUCUGAGCUGCUCUUGGUGAAGAGUGAAAUGCACUUGAGCAUGGACGACCGUGGCAAAGUGCCGGGAAGGAUGAAGAAUAAAGAAAAACUACUGGAAGAUUGUCAGCUGCAGAAAGUUGGUCUCAUAAGUCAGGUGAAAGAACUUCAAGAAAAGUUGAACCGUCUGGUGCAUUCUGUGAACUUCCAGAACAGUGAGACAGAGGAUUUCAAAUUUCAGCAGCCAUUGGCAUCUUCACAUGCUUUAGAAAAUAAUUUGAGUGACAGUUCCAGUAAUGGUGAAGAAACUGACAAAUUGCCUUUUGUUGAUGCAUUUCAUGUUGAUAAAACCACGCGUGAUCUAAUUGACCUUAGUGGAAAUCAGGAUUCAUUGGUAAGAAAUGAAAUGCCAAAUGUUCCCAUGGAAGAUAGGGUUGAUUUGCAGGAUGGAUCACUUUGUUUACAAGUGAGCCUGCACAGUGGCUCCCAUGACCUAACCCAUACCCAGGAGCCCGGUCCCGUGAAGAACGCACUCAGGGCAAUGGACCUGUCUUCCUGGAGCUCACCUGAGGUUGUCAGGAAGGACUCGACCCUUGAGCCUGCACCCAGCCUGCCCUUGACGCCCUGCUCAGAUGCCCUGAGCUUGGAUGCCUCUGCGCAGGACAGGACAAGUGCCUCACUUCAGGCUGACGAGUUGGACCUGCUUUGGUACCUGGGCGGGUCAGCGGCAGGAAAGGCCUCCAGGUGGGCAGAGUCUCCAUUGGUUGUAGACAGGGCUCCCUCCACUGACCACCAUGUGCAGCGGACGGCCGUGGAGAAAGAUGUUGAAGAUUUUAUUGUAACAUCUCUUGAUGCUCAAGAAAAGCCCAGAUCCUCUCCUGUUGGGUUCGAAGGAAAAAACAGCAGAAGUGAUAAUGGUGAUGGCUCGGGGUUUGGAGACAUGCUGAGCCAAGGUUCGGGAAGACUCGAUGCCCCCACAGCAAGUCCUGUGGUGCUGCGUCCCGCCUCUGGAAGGUUCCGACAGCCGCUGGAAGCCAUGAAGGAGAAGGAAGUCCAUCCGAAACAAGUGAAGGCUUUGCUGCAGAUGGUGUGUGAUGAGAGCCACCACAUACUGGCCUUGUCCGAGUACCGUGGGCCGCCCAGCGCCCUGAGCAAGGGCGAGCCAAGUGCCUCCCUCGAGCGAUUCCCAAGGGAAGGCCCUGGCCUGUUGGAGGCAAUCCCGGCCCUGAGGAGGCAUCCGAGCCCCACACUCCUAAAGGGAGAGAAGGAGUUUCCUGACAUGUGCCUCGACUGGAGAGGAGAGUUUCUACAGAUCGUUCAGGAGGCGUUUGGAAAAGAACGGGAGAUGCUGAGGGCCGAGUUGCAGCCCCGGCCCUGCGGCUCUGACCCCGGGGACCACAGCUCCCUGUUGCAGAGGCUAGAGAAGGUGGUCCAGGAGCAGGAAAAGUCCUUGGAGCACCUUCGCUUGUCAGACCGGAGCAGCCUGCUGUCCGAGAUCCAGGCUCUGCGCGCCCAGCUGCGGAUGACUCACCUGCAGAACCAGGAGAAGCUGCAGCAGCUGUGUGCGGCGCUGACCAGCGCGGAGGCCCGCGGGAGCCGGCAGGAGCACCAGCUGCGCAGGCAGGUUGAGUUAUUGGCCUACAAGGUUGAGCAGGAAAAACGUAUAGCAAGUGACGUACAGAAAACGCUGAAUGAAGAGCAAGAGAAAGCCAGCAGCGUUCGGAAGCUCCUGGUGGUAGAGCAGACCGUCGUCAGAGACUUAAGAUCUGAGCUCCGCGAGUGUAAACAGGACAACGAGAGGCUGCUGGCAUCCCUCAGCGAGGCGCAGAAGGAGGUCCUCCAGCUGAGGUCUGUGCUGGACAGCAAGGAGAGCAACCUGAAGGCCGCGCUGCAGGAGCUGGAGAGCGAGCGCGGGAAGGAGCGCGCCCUGCAGAGCCGGCUGGAGGAGGAGCAGCUGCAGCACCUGCAGAGGGAGGGCCAGAGCUCCAAGACCCUGGAGGAGCUAAGACUCUCUUUGGAGAAGCAGCACGCUCAGAGUAAUAGACUGUGCGUUGCACUGAAGCACGAGCAGACGGCAAAGGACAACCUUCAGAAGGAGCUGCGGAUCGAGGCCUCGCGCUGUGAGGCACUGCUGGCGCGGGAGCGGAGCCAGCUGUCCGAGCUGCGGCGCAGCCUGGAGGCCGAGAAGGACCGGUCGCUGGAGCUGGCCACGGCCCUGCGCCACGAGCGCCUCCUGACGGAGCAGCUGAGCGGCCGAGCACAGGAGGCCCCGGCGCAUCGCGCUCUGCUGAGGAAGCUGAAGGAAGAGAAGUCCCGCGUGGCGGAGCUGCAGGCGAGGCUGGAGCAGGUGCAGCGGCAGCUGGUGGCCGACGUGCAGAAGCAGCGUGCGGAGAUGGAGAGGGAGAAGGAGGUAAGGGGCGCGCAGGCCUCCGCUGUGGAGCCCGCCCAGGCUCAGGAGCCAACAGAGGGGGAGAGUUCCUCACAGCAGCAGGCAGGAUUAAAGCGCUCACAGGCGAGGCUGGCUGCACGGGAAGGACACAAGGACGCAAGGAGGAGAGCAGAGACGAGGCCCGGCCGGGCCGACGUGGAGAAGAGGCAGGCUCGAGACAAGGAGAGACUGCGAGAAUUGGAACUGCGGCGCCAGCGUGAUGAGCACAAGAUCCGGCAGCUCCAGCGGACGGUUCAGGACCUGGAGGCGAAGGAGGAGGCCCGCCAGCGCCAGUGCCCGGAGUCGGCGCGGCUGCAGGAGCAGCGGCUCAGCCUGGAGAAGGUCCGGCAGCAGCUGCUCUGGGCCGCCGGGCUCCUGACCAGCUUCGUCAGCCAGACAGUGGACAGGACAAUUGGCGACUGGACGUCAUCAAAUGAGAAAGCAGUGACGUCCUUACUGCACACGUUAGAGGAGCUCAAGUCUGAGCUGAGCGCGCCCAACUCCUCCCAGAAAAAAACGCCAGCAGAGCUGCAGGUCCAGCUGGUGGAUGUCCUGCUGAAAGACAAUGACUCCCUCACGAAAGCUCUGUGCACAGUGACCCAGGAGAAGGCUGAGCUGCGCCUGGCGGUGUCCCAGCUGGAGACGUCUCUGAAGCAGCACCUGCUGAAGGGCCGUGUCCGGAGCAGGCCGGACAGGUCUUCAUGGAGGCAAGACAGGGCGGUCUCACAGAGCUCACCGCGACAGCCGGAGGCAGGGUUGCCCGCAAGCGAGGAUGCAAACCCCUGCAGCAUGCGGGUGGAAAAACUAUAUCUGCAUUAUUUGAGAGCAGAAAGCUUCAGAAAGGCUCUGAUUUAUCAAAAGAAGUAUCUUUUACUAUUGAUCGGUGGAUUCCAGGACUCUGAACAAGAAACACUCUCCAUGAUCGCUCAUUUGGGAGUAUUUCCUUCCAAAGCUGAUAAGAAAAUUAGCACAUCUCGCCCUUUUACAAAGUUCCGAACUGCCGUCAGGGUUGUGAUCGCAAUAUUAAGACUACGUUUUUUGGUUAAGAAGUGGCAAGAAGUAGAUCGAAAAGGAGCUGUUGUGCAAGGCCGAGCGGCCCACCCAGGAUUCCCGAUGCCACGGCAGCAGCCUCCACCCAAAACCAGCACGUCCCCACCAACCCGGGAUGCAUCCUCCAGCCACACUGGGGACCCUGUGCCAAAAGCUUCCCCGUGCAAGAGGGAGAGAUCCGCUCCAUCCUCAAACUCAAAAUCAGAAAGAUCCCUGACUGCUUCUCAAGACCCUGAACAUUCGUUGACAGAAUAUAUUCAUCAUUUAGAGAUGAUCCAGCAGAGACUGGGCGGGGCACCUCCAGAUUGUACUUCAAAGAAAUCCUGCCACCAGAAAAUUAAACAAUGAAUAAAAUCCUUGCGGCUCUUACCUACGACAAUUCUACUUGAGGAGAAGAUUGGGGUUCUUUUUCCUUUGUCUAAGGGAAGCUUGUGGCGUGGCAUCUGGGCAGCACACAGUCUCCCCACGUGCCGGAGAUGCCAGCCCCCCUAGUGCGGCUCCUUAGGUGUUCUCACCUGUUUGUAAUACUACAAAGCCAAGUGGAGUACAUUCUGUGUAAUUUCAGUACGUCUUAGGUCCUUACCUUUCUGAGGUGACGUGUGCGCUCGUGAGUGACAGGCGUCUGCCCUGCCCCGGGCACAUUGGCAGAGCCCCUGCCCGCCUCCAAGAAGGAAGCAGAGCCUGGCCUCCUGUUGUUUAUUUUCUUCAAGUGUACAGAUGGGGACUUGGUUUAAAAACACAAACACACAAAAACCAAAAAGAAUAAAAGUCCAGCACUAUUUUAUUUGUGAACGGCC